UCGAUCCGUCUCCGCUCGGCGCUAAGUGGCAAGAACAUGUCUUCCUUCAUUUGUUUCUGUGUGUUUUCUUGUUGCCCUUCGUUGCGACCGUGCUCUUCCAUUUUCUCGGAGUUUUUUAUUGCCUUCUUUGAGGAUGUGUUGUGCAUGCUUACAUUGUUUUAUUGGUUGGUCGCUUUUCCUUCUAUGCAUGGACGUUGUCUCGCGUAUGAUUGUCUCGCUUUCGGUAUUGUCUUCUUUAUGCUGUAACCUCAAUGCAUGUCCAUGCCCAGGCUCUUCUGUCUAGUAUCGAAAGUUUGCGCAAAAAAAUCUUUUCUUGCUGAAAUUAAGAAUGUACUUCGGACAAAUGAACAUUUCGGCGGUGAUGAGCAGAGUACAGUACACAAGUGCUGGUCUUCGUGGGAGGGUCUAUACAUUUCCAGUCGACUCUUGGAUACGGAUGCGGGGACCUCGGCCACAAACAUGAAGAAGUGUGCAUCCGAAUUUAUAUUUGACAAAUAUAUUAUCUCGAUCUUCAUUAGGCAGAUGGCCCAGGGUGUGAGCUGAAAUUUACGUUCAACGCAAACCACAGACAAAGACCGGCAUCCUGACCUGGAUUUGCAACGAUGGCCAGUCAUAUCGUUGCAAGUAAUCCAACGAUCGACUUGUGUGGUGGACAGAUCGGAACUGGUUGUCCCCCUUGUUUUGUCGAAAAGUGCCCUAACUUCAUUAAUCCUAGGCUUUUGAAGCAAUCUGUUCAAGGUCAACCGACAGCUCGUGUGAGCCACUUUUGCCUUCACGAGUUGUUCACAGCCCACAUCUUGCAUCCAGAAGAAUUUUUACCUCUUGCCAUUUCCUCUACAGUGGCGAGGAACAGCGAGGAAGAUAGAUUUUCUUUACUGUCGACUUCAUACUGGAAGUCACGUGCAGCUGCUGAUCGUUGGACACGCUAAAAUAGAAACCUGCGGCUAAAUCGGCCGUCCGCUCAUUAAACUAGCUGCUCACUAUCUUCCGGCCGCUCUUUUUGAUUUGAGAUUCGAGUCCACAUGAUCGUUGACAAUUUGGAGGGAGGGCAUGGCUUCUGGCGCUGUCCACGGUGGUUUCAUCGGUUUUCUUUGUCACUGGCUAUUCGUAUCGUGAUCGCUUGGAUGCGAUUCCUAAAUGCUUCUCUCAUUUAAAGCUCAAUGACCAG
Molecule: messenger RNA, 1168 nt
Organism: Marchantia polymorpha subsp. ruderalis
Lineage: Eukaryota; Viridiplantae; Streptophyta; Marchantiopsida; Marchantiales; Marchantiaceae
Source: the annotation of a GenBank genome assembly